Molecule: messenger RNA, 2838 nt
Organism: Babesia ovata
Lineage: Eukaryota; Apicomplexa; Aconoidasida; Piroplasmida; Babesiidae
Product: GTP-binding nuclear Ran
Exons: 7
Coding region: 1-2838 (945 amino acids)
Biological process (GO): ribosomal subunit export from nucleus; protein import into nucleus
Cellular component (GO): nucleus; cytoplasm
Molecular function (GO): GTP binding; GTPase activity
Source: RefSeq, a predicted model, not a curated record
AUGAUGCCGCAGGCUUCGGAUGGCGAUGCGCCUUCCGGAGCCUUCCUGGCGACGGCUUCUCUGGACGACAUCGUCGCGCACUCGCUGGAAUACGAGCCGGAGAAGGACGUCUCCGAUCUGAAAGAUUCGGAGAACGUUUCGCUGGUGUACCACUUCCUGCGGCACAUCUGGACGUCUAUGACCGAUGCCUCGGUCUACGAGCAAAGUGACGGUCUUGCCGGCGGAAGCGACGUGAUACCGUUUCUGCAUUCCGACGAAUGGCGCCAGCGGGUUUCCAAGCGCAUUCUGGACCUUUUAUCGCAUUUCCGUGAGGAUUCGUCUGAGGACGGCAAUGGCAGCGGUGAGCAGGCGUUGCCUGCACUACGCAAUGUGGCCCAGGGCCACCUGACGACGUGCUUCAAGAUCUUGUCAAGUUAUCUGCUGGUUGGUUGGCAGCAGUCCAUAACGAUCAUGCUUCGUCAGUCGCGCCGAGCGAGCCAAAGCUUCCUUCCCAAGUUCAGCAGCGCCGCUGUGUGCUUGGUUGACGUGUACAUGUACAUGGUGCCUAUCGCCAUCGACCUGUCGUCCUUUCUGGAUCUCUUGACCGAUCUGGUGAAAAGCCUCCCCGUGGAGAGCGCCAAGGUGCUAUCCGACUUCCUGUACAGCCGGGUUGCAUUUCUGCGCAACAGCUUCGAAAUGCUAGAGGCCUCUGCUGGCAACGCUCGCCUGGUGCAAACUGCAGGGGCCAAGAUGAUCGGUUUAGUCCGUGUGCUGGAGGCCAGCCUCGGCGAGAGUGCGGACGGUGACAUCCCAGUGCACAUCUUCAACCUGAGGCUAACCCUGACGAGCUGCCUGCCAAUAUCGCAUCUGGGCGUCUGCAACCGGCAGUCUCUUAGCCAAGAGUUCACCCCCGUUACCAAGGUCACUGCUGAUGAAUGGACGGACAUGGUCACCAUGAGCGUGCGAAAGCGCGGGUUCGGCAUAUCGCAGUUUGAAAUAAGCAACUACGAGGCAGUUGCCUCAAGCUCAUCACUGUCGAGCAGCACGAGUGGCCAACUGUUCGACCUGAAGUCGCUUGCCGGUCGGGGGGAGCAGCGCAUAGAGAUGACCGACACAUCGCAGCGUAUCCCCAGUUAUACGGUCUACGUGCACUACUGCGACCUACUGAACUUCGUGUUCAACCCGUUCGUGAUAACGGAGAAGACCCAGGACUACAUGGAUGACCUGCAGGCAGCGUUCGCGUCGGUGACCAGCCACAUCAUCUCGCUGCUAGAGAAGCCGCAGCCCCCCGACACGUCGUUGUCCUGGAUAAUCCCUCUGACGAGCAGCGUGCCAGUAUUCAUCGCGCGCAGCACCAGCUUGAAAUUCUGGACGAGCUUCCUGUGUGCCAGCAGCUUCGCCCUCCAGUCGCUGAAGAUAUCGCAUAAGCGCACUGCGCCCACUGAAAGCGUGUACUCGCUGCUUCGUGAGAAGUCAGCAGCAUCGCUAGACGCCAUCGAGAAAACGCUGAACCACUGCAUCUCCAAGAUCAGCGGCCUGUCGGUGAAACUGGAGCGACUGAUGUGCAGGGAGAAGGAAUGGGUGCUGUGGAAGCAGCGCGGUUGUACCACCGACGUGCUUGAGCCCGUAACCGGUGAUGUCUUCACCUUCCCGGAGGACGUGCCGUCCUCCGACGGCGAAUCCGAAGAAGGUGAAAUGAUCGACUUCCUGGACGUUCUCGGCCAGUUGGAAUCUGUGAGCCCCGUUGGCGAAAAUGGCCUACCAGAAGUGGGUUCCAACUUCAUUAUCGACGUCAAGGACCUGUGCCUGAACCGCCAGGCCACCGCCUGGUACCUCGAGAAGCGCGCAACCGACAAGCCCGCCGUCAGCGCCCACGAGAAGCUCUACCAGAUGCUGGAGGACUACAUGGAGAAGAUGCGCAUGGACGCCGACCCUGCGCAGGGCAUCGAGGAGGCCGAGCGCAGCAAGCACGAUCCGCUGUUCAGGUUCCGGUUCAACCGCCUGUUCGCCAAUCGGUACGUGCACAAGUACAUGGACUUGAGCAACGAGGACGUCACCUCUGGCAGCAUCGACUGCCUGGUGGAGUCGCUGCGGUCGUAUGACAGGAUGGGCAAGAGGCUUGUCUGGCACUUGUGUGUUUCUGGGAACCUCGUCGACGUACGUAAGUGUUCCGCUCGCGUCUAUCUUCCUGGCCAGCCAAGUUUCGAUAAGUCCGUCGCAGCAAUGGCUGAGGAAAUGCCCCAAUUCAAAUUGCUCCUUGUGGGCGACGGUGGCGUGGGCAAGACCACUUUGGUGAAGCGCCAUCUUACCGGAGAGUUCGAGAAGAAGUACAUCCCCACCCUGGGUGUCGAGGUCCACCCCCUCAAGUUCCGCACCAACUGCGGUGGCAUCCAGUUCAACGCCUGGGACACUGCCGGCCAGGAGAAGUACGGUGGCCUGCGUGACGGCUACUACAUUAAGGGAGAAUGCGCCAUCAUCAUGUUCGACGUGACGAGCCGCAUUACCUACCGCAAUGUGCCCAACUGGCACCGUGACAUCGUCCGCGUUUGCGACAACAUCCCCAUGGUGUUGUGUGGCAACAAGGCCGACGUCAAGGAGCGCCAGGUGAAGGCCGGCCACAUUCAGUUCCACCGCAAGCGCAACUUGCAGUACUACGACCUCUCCGCUCGCUCCAACUUCAACUUCGAGCGCCCUUUCCUGUGGUUGGCCCGCAGGCUCCUCAACCAGCCUCAGCUCGUGUUCGUUGGCGAGUGCGCGAAGGAGCCCGAGUUCAAGAUCGACCCCGAGUUGGCUGAACAGUGUGAGCGCAACCUGGAGGCCGCGGCCAACGUCGCCAUCGAUGAUGAUGGCGACCUUUAA